GCCUUUGGCACACCGCUUACCUGCUGCCGUUGUCGCCGCCGCCGCCGCCGGGGCUGGAUGGGGGGCCGAGGCCAACCACUGGCACCCAGAAGAGAGAGACGCGGCGGCGGCGACGCCGACACCCGCAGGACGAGUACCCUGAACCGCCCGCGAGCCCGUGGAGGAGGCGGCGAGGCCCAGUCCCCACGGUCCCUGGUGUAGAGAAGCCUCCUUCGCCGCCGCGGCCGGGUCUCCCUGGGCACUCGCCCCUCAGGUCUCAUCCACACUCAGGACCCCGCGCUGCACCAUGUUCAAGAAACUGAAGCAAAAGAUCAGCGAGGAGCAGCAGCAGUUCCAGCAGGCGCUGGCCUCUACUCAGGCUUCCUCCAAUUCGUCAACACCAACGAGAACCAGGAGCAGGACAUCUUCAUUUACAGAACAACUUGAUGAAGGCACACCCAAUAGAGAGAAUGCGUCUGUCCAAGCCACGAAAUCUCCCGACAGUGUUAAUGAAAGUGAACCAACAACACCUCAGUCAGCUGACAUGCAGUCUUUUGCACAGAAGCUCCAACUCCGGGUGCCUUCGGUGGAGUCUUUGUUCCGGAGUCCAAUAAAGGAAUCUCUGUUCAGAUCGUCUUCUAAAGAAUCUUUAGUACGAACAUCUUCUCGAGAGUCCCUGAAUCGACUUGACCUGGACUCUUCUGCUGUCACCUUUGAUCCGCCCUCUGACAUGGAGAGUGAGACGGAAGACUCACUAGGGAGUUUAGACAGUCUCAGCAAAGAGCAGUUGAUCCAGUGGUUGCGGAGAAUGGAACGGAGGUUGAAUGGCUACAAAGGAAAAUGUUCUGAGCUUGUUACAGCUUAUCAAACUCUUCAGAGAGAGAAGAAAAAACUGCAAGGUAUAUUAAGUCAGAGUCAGGAUAAAGCACUUCGGAGGAUUGGAGAGUUAAGAGAGGAGCUCCAAAUGGACCAGCAAGCAAAAAAACAUCUCCAAGAAGAAUUUGAUGCAUCUCUGGAGGAAAAAGAUCAGUAUAUCAGUGUUCUCCAGACUCAGGUUUCUUUGCUGAAACAGCGGUUACAGAAUGGCCCGAUGAGUGCUGAUUUACUGAAACCCCUCCCUCAGGUGGAGCCACAGGCUGAAGGCAUCAGUAAAGAGAACAUAGAUAGUGAUGUAGAGGCAGGAGUGGGAGAUGGAGCUUCUGCUAAAACACUGGAAGUACUUCAGCAAAGAGUUAAGCGUCAAGAGAACCUACUGCAGCGCUGUAAGGAAACAAUUCGGUCGCAUAAGGAAAAGUGUAUGCUAUUAACCAGUGAAAAAGAGGCACUGCAAGAACAACUAGAUGAAAGACUUCAGGAACUAGAAAAGAUGAAGGAGCUUCAUAUGGCUGAGAAGACUAAACUUAUCACUCAGUUGCGUGAUGCAAAGAACUUAAUUGAACAGCUUGAACAAGAUAAGGGAAUGGUAAUAGCAGAGACAAAACGUCAGAUGCACGAAACCCUGGAGAUGAAAGAAGAAGAAAUUGCUCAACUUCGCAGUCGUAUCAAACAGAUGACUACGCAGGGAGAGGAAUUAAGGGAACAGAAAGAAAAGUCUGAAAGAGCUGCUUUUGAGGAACUUGAGAAAGCCUUGAGUACAGCCCAAAAAACAGAAGAAGCACGGAGAAAAUUGAAAGCAGAUAUGGAUGAACAAAUAAAAGCCCUUGAAAAAACAAGUGAGGAGGAACAUAACAGACUUCAACAGGAAUUAAGUCGCAUGAAACAGGAGGUUGUUGAUGUAACAAAAAAAUCCUCAGAACAAAUUGCUAAAUUACAGAAGCUUCAUGAAGAGGAGCUGGCCAGCAAAGAGCAGGAACUGACCAAGAAGUUUCAUACCCAAGAAAGGGAAUUUCAGGAGCAAAUGAGAGUAGCUCUUGAAAAAAGUCAGUCAGAGUAUUUGAAAGCCACUCAAGAAAAAGAACAGCAAGAAUCUUUGGCCCUGGAAGAGUUAGAGUUGCAGAAAAAAGCAAUCCUCAAAGAGAGUGAAAAUAAACUUCGGGACCUUCAACAGGAAGCAGAGACUUACAGAACUAGAAUUCUUGAAUUAGAAAGUUCUUUGGAAAAAAGCUUGCAAGAUAGUAAAAAUCAAUCAGAAAAUUUAGCUCUUCAUUUGGAAGCCGAAAAAAAUAAGCACAAUAAAGAAAUUACAGUCAUGGUUGAAAAACACAAAUCAGAACUGGAGAGGCUGCAGCAUCAGCAAGAUAACCUUUGGACUGAAAAAUUCCAAGUCUUACAGCAACGGUAUCAGACUGAAACGGAAAAACUUCGAGAAAAGUAUGAACAAGAAAAAGAAACAUUGUUGAAAGACAAAGAGAUUCUCUUUCAGGCUCACAUAGAAGAGAUGAAUGAAAAGACUUUAGAAAAGCUUGACGUGAAGCAAACAGAACUGGAGUCUCUGUCGUCUGAACUGUCAGAAGUAUUAAAAGUCCGUGACAAGCUCGAAGAGGAACUUUCUGUACUAAAGGAUCAAGCAGAUAGAGUGAAGCAGGAAUUAGAGGCCAAGUUGGAUGAGCAGAAAAAUCAUCACCAGCAACAAGUUGACAAUAUCAUGAAAGAACAAGAGAUGUCCAUCCAGAGAACUGAGAAGGCAUUGAAAGAUGAAAUUAAUCAACUUGGGCUCCUUCUGAAGGAAAAGGACAAGCAUUUGAAAGAGCAUCAGGCUCAUGUGGAGAAUUUAGAGGCAGACAUUAAAAGGUCUGAAGGGGAGCUCCAGCAAGCAUCUGCUAAGCUGGAUCUUUUUCAGUCAUUCCAGAGCACCACACAUGAGCAGACAAAAGCAUAUGAGGAACAGUUGGCCCAGUUGCAGCAGAAGUUGUUGGAUUUGGAAACAGAAAAUAUUCUUCUUACCAAACAGGUAGCUGAAGUUGAAACUCAAAAGAAAGAUGUUUGUACUGAGUUAGACACUCACAAAAUCCAGGUGCAGGACUUAAUGCAGCAACUUGAAAAACAGAAUAGUGAAGUGGAGGAAAAAGUAAAAUCUUUAACCCAACUCUAUGAGUCCCAACUUAGAGAUAAUAACACAGAGCAGGAACAGACAAAGCAACUCUUAAAGGAAAAGGAAAAUGUAAUUUUACAAAUGAGAGAAGGACAGAGCAAAGAAAUUGAAGUACUCAAACAGAAGUUAUCAGCCAAGGAGGACAGUAUUCACACUUUGCAAGAGGAAUAUGAAACCAAAUUUAAAAAUCAAGAAAAAAAGAUGGAAAAAAUUAAGCAGAAAGCAAAGGAGAUGCAAGAAACGUUAAAGAAGAAAUUGUUGGAUCAGGAAGCCAAACUUAAAAAAGAGCUUGAAAAUACUGCGCUAGAGCUUAGUCAGAAAGAAAAACAGUUCAAUGCCAAAAUUUUGGAAAUGGCACAGGCUAACUCAGCUGGAAUCAGUGAUGCAGUGGCAAGACUGGAGACAAACCAGAAGGAGCAAAUAGAAAGUCUCACUGAGGUGCACAGGCGAGAACUCAAUGAUGUCGCAUCAGACUGGGAAAGGAAAUUUAAUCGACAAGCUGAAGAAAUUGAGGAAAAACAUGAAAUCCAACUACAGGAAAAAGAACAGGAGAUAGCAGAACUGAAGCAAAAGAUCCUCAUAUUUGGGUGUGAAAAAGAAGAGAUGAACAAGGAAAUGGUGUGGCUGAAGGAUGAGGGUGUCAAGCAGGAUGCAGUGUUAAAGGAAUUACAGGAACAGUUAAACCAGAAGGCUGCUCACGUGAAUUCUCUGUCGCAAAAUGAAAUUAAACUGAAAGCCGAACUUGAAAAGCUGGAGGUUGACUUGACUCACUCUCUGAAGGAAAAUACUUUUCUUCAAGAGCAUGUUGCUGAACUGAAGAUGCUGGCAGAAAAAGAUAAGCUUAAGGUUUCUGAGUUGACUGAGAAGCUGAGGACCACAGACGAAGAGUUCCAGAGUUUGAAAUCUUCACAUGACAGAAGUAAGAACAUCCUAGAAGACAAAAGCUUGGAAUUCAGAAAACUGACUGAGGAGCUGGCAGUCCAGCUGGGUAUUUACUCUAAGAAAACUGAAGCCUUAUUACAAGCUAAAACAGAUGAGCUAAUCAACAUUAGCAGUAGUAAAAUUGAUGCCAUUCUGUCGAGAAUUUCCCAUUGUCAGCACCACACAACUAAAGUUAAGGAGGCGCUACUGAGUAAAACUCGCAAAGUUUCUGAGUUAGAAGCACAACUUAGACAGCUAACAGAAGAGCAGAAUGCACUAACUAGUUCUUUUCAACAUGCUACGCAUCAGUUGGAAGAAAAAGAAAGUCAGAUUAAGAGCAUGAAAGCUGAUAUUGAAGGUCUCGUAACAGAAAAAGAAGCCUUACAGAAGGAAGGAGGCAGUCAGCAACAGGCCGCCUCUGAGAAGGAGUCUUGUAUCACACAGCUGAAGAAAGAGUUAUCGGAAAACAUCAAUGCUGUCACUUUGAUGAAAGAAGAGCUUAAAGAGAAAAAGGCUGAGAUCGACAGUCUUAGUAAACAGCUAACCGAUUUGAACGUGCAGCUUCAGAACAGUAUCAGCCUCACUGAAAAAGAAGCAGCCGUUGCAUCACUAAGUAAGCGAUACGAUGAAGCACAACGGGGAUUGCUGGAUCAGGUGCAAGAUUUAUCUCUGAAAGUCGAAACUCUGAGUAAAGAGAAGAUUUCUGCUCUUGAACAGGUAGAUCACUUGUCCAACAAAUUUUCGGAAUGGAAGAAGAAGGCACAGUCAAGAUUUACACAGUAUCAAAAUACUAGUAAAGAACUGCAGACACAGCUUGAGUUAAAAACAAAGGAGGCCAGUGAAAAGGCUGAGCAGAUAGCUUUACUGAAGGAAGAUCUUGACAAGCAAAACAAAAGACUUGAAUGUUUAAAGGCUGAAAUGGAAGAUAAGAAGAGCGAGAUGGAGAAAAAGGAGUGUGAUUUAGAGACUGAGUUAAAAACUCAAGCGGCAAGAAUUGUGGAAUUAGAGGAGCAUGCUGCUCAGAAUACAAUGGAAAUUGAGUCCUUAAAUGAAGUUCUUAAAAAUUACAAUCAACAAAAGGAUAUUGAAGAGAAGGAAAUGACUCAGAAACUUCAGCACAUACAAGAGUUAGGAGAAGAAAAGGACAACAGGGUUAAAGAGGCUGAAGAAAAAGUCUUAAGACUUGAAAACCAAAUGUCUUCCAUGAAAUCUGAACUUGAAGCUAAGAAGGAAGAAUUGGAACACGUGAAUUCAAGUGUGAAAAGCAAAGAGGAGGAGUUGAAGGCCUUGGAAGAGAGACUUGAGUUAGAAAGUGCCGCAAAAUUAGCGGAACUGAAGAAAAAAGCUGAACAAAAAAUUGCUGCCAUCAAGAAGCAGUUGUUAUCACAAAUGGAAGAGAAAGAACAGCAAUAUAGAAAAGACACAGAAAGCCACUUGAGUGAGCUCAAUACCAAACUGCAGGAGAGAGAGAGAGAAAUUCACACCCUGCAAGAAAAACUUAAGUCGAUGGAAAAUUCACCACAGUCAGAAACACCCGUUGUCAGCAGAUCAGCCAAAGAUGUGGCAGUAUGCACCGAGGGAGAAGCAGCAGACUCCCGAGGCUGUGUGCAGAAAGCAUGUGAAGAAAAGAUCAGUGUUUUAGAAGGAAAUUUAAUCAAAAAAGAAAAGCUAUUGCAGAGACUAGAGCAGGAAAAAGAAGAGAUAGUUUCUUCUCAUUCCGAAAUGCAGUGCAGAUACCAGGAGCUCUUAAUAAAGGUGGAACAUGCUGAAGCCAAGCAACACGAGGAUCAAGUUAUGAUAAACCAUCUUCAAGAAGAACUUGAAGAAAAAACCAGGAAAUAUUCCCUGUUGGUAUCCCAGCAUGCAGAAGAAGAGGGAGGUAAAAAAGACAUAGGGGCAAAGCAGAACUUGGAAAAUGUGGUUGAUGACAUCCAGAAAUCCCUCCAGGAGAAGGACUUGACCUGUCAGAUCUUGGAGCAAAAGAUAAAAGAGCUGGAUUCCUGCUUAUUAAGAGAGAAGGAAGGGCACAGAAUUGAAAUCAAAGAGUUGACCUCAAAAUUUGAAAAAUUACAGGCUUUACAACAGAUGGGUGGAAAAAGUAAACCCAUAGAAGUUUUGGAAGAGAAUGCUGAAGAAGCGUCCACAUCACACGUGGUCCAGCCCCAGUUGCUUAGUAACGUGGAGGCUGAGCACAAUGACCUGGCAUGUAAAUUAGCAGGGGCCGAGCAGGAGAAGCAGAAGCUGAGCCAGGAGAUUGUUAAACUGCAGAAAGAUCUUCGAAUGUUGCGGAAGGAGCAUCAGCAAGAACUGGAUAUAAUAAAGAAAGAACAUGAACAAGAAAUGGAAGAAAAAAUCAGACAGGAGCAGGAAGAUCUUGAGCUGAAGCACAAUUCCACAUUAAAACAGCUGAUGAGGGAGUUUCAUACACAGUUGGCACAGAAGGAGCAUGAGCUGGAAAUGACCAUAAAAGAAACCAUUGAUAAAGCCCAGGAAGUGGAGGCUGAACUUUUGGAAAGCCAUCAAGAAGAGACAAGUCAGUUAUAUAAAAAAAUUGCAGAGAAAGAAGAUGAUCUAGAAAGAACAGCCAAAAGAUAUGAAGAAAUCCUUGAUGCUCGUGAAGAAGAAAUGACUGCAAAGGUAAUGGACCUUCAGACUCAACUUGAGGAGCUACAGGAGAAAUACCAGCAAAGGCUACAGCAGGAAGAGAACCCUGGCAAUGACAAGGUCACAAUUAUGGAGCUACAGACACAGCUAGCACAGAAGACCACUGUAAUCAGUGAUGCCAAGUUGAAAGAGCAAGAGUUCAGAGAACAGAUCCACAACUUAGAAGAUCGUUUGAAGAAAUAUGAAAAGAAUGUAUAUGCAACAACUGUGGGGACACCUUACAAAGGUGGCAAUUUGUACCGUACCGACGUCUCGCUCUUUGGAGAACCUACCGAGUUUGAGUAUUUGCGAAAAGUGCUUUUUGAGUACAUGAUGGGUCGUGAGACUAAGACCAUGGCAAAGGUUAUAACCACUGUAUUGAAGUUUCCUGAUGAUCAGACUCAGAAAAUUUUGGAAAGAGAAGAUGCUCGGCUAAUGUAUACUUCACCUCGCAGUGGUAUCUUCUGAGUAAACCAUCAGUCUGUGCUUAGUUAGCAUGUGUCAUGGCUCCGAUCUUCAUCCUGAAGGAAUGGGAAGAUUGGUGUGGGGCAAGCCCAGAAAACUGCACAUUUGCUGUUCUUAGAGAACGAAGCUGUUAUUCAGGCCCCACAUGUAGCCAAAAGACCAAGAGAAACCUGACCUUGGCCCACAGAAUGAUUGCAGGCUGCCUUUAAAAGAGAUUGUAUCAGUAGAGAAAUGGUGAUAGUUUUUUUUUUUUUUCCCUUCUUUUUCCUUCAGUUUUUUUGUUGGGAAGAGUUUUGUGUUUAAAAGAUAUUUUGAAUAACUUAAUCUGAUUUAUGGGCUCACUUAAUGUUCUUUUCUUCCAUUCUUUUUGUCCCUGUUUUUAAAGAACUGCUUGCCUUUCCUAUUUAUUUUUAGGGUGAUUUUUUUUUUCUUAAAAAGACUUGUGCAAUACAUUUUGAGGUGAAAUGUAGUGGAUUUUUUUCUGAUAAAUUAGAGCAUUUAAUUGACGGUUUUAUCCAGAUUGAUUUGUUGAAUAUUUGCUAAAGACUAGUAAGCUAUGACUUAAUGAUAAAUCCAAAUGGCAGUACCUCAUUGUUUACUUAGCUUUUGUACUUAUAUUUUUCAGAGGAAAAAAUACUACUGUAAAUUGUAAAUAGUCAAUACAUAAUUGUAUUGUACGGAAAUCUGUGACUGUUGGCAGUGUCAUCUCGGAAGAACAGAUAAAUAAAGUUUAUUUACUAUAUAAAA
Camelus dromedarius (Arabian camel) is the source of this 7786-nucleotide messenger RNA. RefSeq names its product golgin A4 (gene GOLGA4). The coding region runs from base 287 to 7042 and encodes 2251 amino acids. The record is from RefSeq and is a predicted model, not a curated record. Gene Ontology annotation, biological process: Golgi vesicle transport. Gene Ontology annotation, molecular function: small GTPase binding. NCBI's taxonomy places the organism in Eukaryota, Metazoa, Chordata, Mammalia, Artiodactyla, Camelidae. Gene Ontology annotation, cellular component: Golgi apparatus. The transcript has 25 exons.